Fonticula alba is the source of this 144-nucleotide messenger RNA. RefSeq lists its product as hypothetical. Gene Ontology annotation, molecular function: ubiquitin-like protein transferase activity. The transcript has a single exon. The coding region runs from base 13 to 144 and encodes 43 amino acids. NCBI's taxonomy places the organism in Eukaryota, Rotosphaerida, Fonticulaceae. The record is from RefSeq and is a predicted model, not a curated record.
CACGCCGCCGUCAUGAAGCGCCUCAUCGCCGAGUACCAUGCCUCCGGGAAGCCCCUGACCGUUGACCAGUAUCUGGUUCUCUUCUUGAAGUUCAUCGCGGCCGUCAUCCCGACCACCGAGUACGACUUCACCGUUCAGAUCUGA